GGGUAGCGUCAGGGUUCUUGGGUGAAUUUCGCGAAUCUACAUCAUCGGUACAGUACAACACAACACGGCAUGGCACCCGUCUCAAUGCCCUCAGCGCUCACAUUCGAGCUGCUGGGCAAGUGUUCAGUCACGAAAGCACGCGCUGCAACGCUCCAUCUGCCCCAUGGCCCGGUACCACUUCCCAUCUUCAUGCCUGUCGCGACACAGGGUUCCCUGAAGGGUCUCACUCCAGACCAACUCGAGGACCAAGGCUGUCGACUAUGUCUGAACAACACGUAUCAUCUAGGCCUCAAGCCAGGACAGGCGACACUAGACGCGAUAGGUGGUGCACACAAGCUGCAGUCAUGGCCACAUAACAUUCUCACAGAUAGUGGUGGCUUCCAAAUGGUGUCGCUACUGAAGCUCGCCAGGGUGACCGAAGAGGGCGUGCGGUUCCUGAGUCCUCACGAUGGCUCUCCAAUGCUCCUCACCCCGGAGCACUCCAUCUCCCUCCAGAACUCUAUCGGCUCCGACAUCAUCAUGCAACUUGACGACGUGAUUGCCACCACCUCUCCCGACAACGCGCGCAUGAAGGAAGCCAUGGAGCGCUCUGUUCGCUGGCUCGAUCGCUGCAUCCAGGCCCACAAGUACCCCGAAAGACAAAACCUUUUCUGCAUCAUACAGGGAGGACUCGACCUGGACCUGAGAAGAGAGUGCACCGCCGAAAUGGUCGCCAGGGAUACGCCGGGUAUCGCUAUUGGAGGGCUGUCUGGAGGCGAGGAGAAGACUGCAUACUGCAAGGUCGUCGACACGUGCACAGGGCUGCUGCCAGAGAAGAAGCCGAGAUACGUCAUGGGAGUCGGCUAUCCCGAAGAUCUGGUCGUCUCGGUUGCUCUUGGCGCCGACAUGUUCGACUGCGUAUGGCCAACACGGACGGCUCGUUUCGGCAACGCCAUUACCUCUCGCGGUGUUCUUAACAUUCGCAACGCCAUGUAUUCCGAAGACUUUCGCCCUCUUGAAGAAGGCUGCAAAUGCACAUGUUGCAGGCCCACGCCGGAAGGUGGUCUGGGCAUCACUCGGGCCUAUAUCUACCACAUCACCGCAAAGGAGACCGCAGGGGCUCAUCUACUGACCAUGCACAACGUUCACUAUCAACUGAACUUGAUGAGACUUGCCAGGGAGGCUAUCCUCGAAGACAGAUAUCCACAAUUCAUCAAAGGAUUCUUUGGGACGCUCUACGACUGGAAUCGUGAAAGUUUUCCUGCGUGGGCUGUCACCGCGUUAAAGGAUGUUGGCGUAGAUUUGCUAGCCGAUUAG
Messenger RNA from Dothidotthia symphoricarpi CBS 119687, 1296 nucleotides. Its product is annotated as queuine tRNA-ribosyltransferase. The transcript is spliced from 8 exons. Gene Ontology annotation, cellular component: cytosol. The record is from RefSeq and is a predicted model, not a curated record. Bases 70 to 1296 code for a protein of 408 amino acids. Lineage: Eukaryota; Fungi; Ascomycota; Dothideomycetes; Pleosporales; Dothidotthiaceae. Gene Ontology annotation, molecular function: tRNA-guanosine(34) queuine transglycosylase activity.